Molecule: messenger RNA, 378 nt
Organism: Closterium sp. Yama58-4
Lineage: Eukaryota; Viridiplantae; Streptophyta; Zygnematophyceae; Desmidiales; Closteriaceae
Source: the annotation of a GenBank genome assembly
AUGCAGGCAGCAGCAGUAUGUGGGUCGGCAGCAGCGCAAGAGUCACCCCCAGGAGAGAACACGGGGUUCAAGUCGCCCUCUGCAACCCCGUCCCCGUUGUCCCUGUCCCCGAAGGGAAGGGUGGGACGCGCAGGGGCUGCAGGGGCAAGGCAAAUCAGCGGGAAGAGUGCUACGGAGAAGCAACGGCGAUCCAGAAUAACGGAGCGACUAGAGGCCCUCAAGGCAGCGAUACCAGCAGAGGUGCUUCUGAGGCAGCAGGGCAGGGCGGGGUUCAGCAAUCGCACGCAGAUCGCCACGCUGCUGGAUGCUGCUGUGGGGUUCAUCGAGGGCAUGCGCGAGUACAAAUUGGAGCUGGAGAGACAGCUGCUGGCCUCAUAA